Molecule: messenger RNA, 2052 nt
Organism: Episyrphus balteatus (marmalade hoverfly)
Lineage: Eukaryota; Metazoa; Arthropoda; Insecta; Diptera; Syrphidae
Product: basic-leucine zipper transcription factor A
Exons: 1
Coding region: 493-1848 (451 amino acids)
Source: RefSeq, a predicted model, not a curated record
CAAGUUUUAUUUGCUUUUCUUCAUGCAUGACCCAGCAAAUACCAUCAAUAGACUAACCAAAUCAAACGUUUGGUAAAAGCAAGGUGGCAACUUCCGAGAUCAAAUCAUAAUUGCACCCAAUCGUAGAUAUUUUCAUUUUCAUUGCAUUCAAUUGAAACAUGCAACAUGAAUUCCGAGAUGCCUGUCAUACAGCUUCAUCAUUGCCUUAAGUCAUUUCAGGUUAUCUAAUCAAAUUGAUUCACUCGCCACAGUAUGAUGUUUGCAUUUAGAAAGCGAAACACGUUUCAGCAUUUUUUGUUGGUGGAUUUUUGCAUUAUUUGAUUUUUUAAUAACUGCUAAAGAUGAGACUUGUAAGAAAAUAAAAAUUCCAACUUUUUUUUCCAUUUCAGGUCUGAUGAGCAACAACAGCAACACUCUUUCCACGGUCCAUCACAAGUGACAGUUCCGUCAACAGCUGCUGCUCCAUCAGAGCCAGUUUCAUACUCUCAUGAUAUGGGUUAUGAUGCGGCUGCGCAACCACAAUUGCAACUGUAUCAACAAUCACCACCAUCACAUCAAGAAGUAGAACAACAACAACAAGAACUAAUCCAAUACCCAAUUGGCAAUGGAAUUCGUGAACAGAACUAUGCUCAACACGUGUAUGGACUGUCUCCAGAUGUACUUUUCCAGUCUCAAAAGGACAUUGAAUAUGCUAAACCAGCCGAAGACUAUGGGCUACCACCAAAACAGUACCUAAAAAAGCAGGAAUAUUCCCAGAGGGAUUAUUCUCAAGAUGUAACACCGCCAAAGCCAACACAAAUGCCGCCAACACCUAGCUAUCAACCAGAGAUUCGUUAUUCCAACCAAAUGAAAUCUGUUGAGUAUCAAAGUCAGCCAUCACAAGUUGAUUCGAGUCCUUCGAAUUCCUAUCAAAAUACAAAAAAAUCACCGGAGUCAGCUUUGAGCUACGGAUAUGAAAAUCAAUUGGUACAAGCAAGCACAAGCACCUCCAAAUCACAAAACUAUUACUUAAGCCAUCAGAAUGAAUUCAAGUACAACCCAAAAGCUGAAGAGAAUGAAAAGCCAGUCCUAAGCGAAAACUAUGAAAACUACCCACAGCCCACAGCACCUUCUGAGACUCAAACGUACUAUUUAAAUCAUUUAAAAGAAAUCAAGUCCGUUCAUCAGGCUGAAAGUGCUCAAAAGCCUGCCAUUACCUAUGGACCUCCCGACACGGUUGGAAAAGAACCUGAGAUUGAAUAUGGGGUUCCAGAUGCUCCAUUCCGUCGACCAGUGGCAGAAUCCAACCAAGACGUUUAUGCCCCACGACGACCAUCAUCUUCAGGCCGAUCGGGUAAAUCUUUUGCCGUAAGCUUCCCUUAUCCUCCAUCGUUUGUUAGCUUCACUACGACAGAGAAACUACCUUCUGAAAAGUCAACAUCCUCAGUUAUAGAAUCAUCUUCAAAUAACGAAGUCAAUCCCUGGCGUCCAAUACAUGUGUCGAGACCAUCCCUAGGAAGUAAAUAUCGCUCAUUAGGACAAACUUUCGAGUCUAGCAAAAGUCAUCAAUCCCCGCUACCCGACUUCUUCCACACUCGUCGAUCCAAGAGUCUACUUGAUUCUUAUAUUCCGAGUUGGCUGGUCCGUCGAAUGCAAGAAGAACAUUCCCGUCGUGGUGAAGAAGGUCUGGCACAGCAACAAAGCUAUACUAUUACAUCUCCUCAAGCUGAGGAUAGUUACAACACAAUAUCAUAUUCUUCUAAUGAAAAUAUUUAUGGCAGCCAUUUUAAGCGAUCCAUUUCUAAGAGAAAAGGCCAUCAGCAAAAAAAAGUUCCAACUUCGGAUGAGGAGAUGACUGCAGUGGAAUAGAAGUAGGGAUAGGGCACUCACUUUGAUGGAAAAGUGUGGUGUCUGACUAGUUCAACUUUGAGACUUUGAGCUGAUUGGUUCUUUCUAUAUAAAACAAAAUAUUAUAUUUAUUUUAUUCUCUGAAUUGUUGCAUAGAAAACAAUUAAUUUUUACCCUGAUAUUUUAAUACCGUCUAAGUUAAUCAGUAGAUAGUUUUAAGACAAA